Cuscuta campestris is the source of this 635-nucleotide messenger RNA. Lineage: Eukaryota; Viridiplantae; Streptophyta; Magnoliopsida; Solanales; Convolvulaceae. The record is from the annotation of a GenBank genome assembly.
UAUAUAUAAAUACAUAAGAAAGAAAUAAGUUCAAAAUCAUUAGCUUGUGAGCAUUCAAGAAGAAAAAAAGAAAAGAAAUGCCAAUAUUGAUAGUAACCACAAACCACAAUGCCGACGAGGCCACCGUCGACAAGUUCACUAAACAAGCCGUGACAACGAUGUCAGCCAUCCUCAAAAAGCCAGAACGGAUUUUCAUGGUCGGUGUCAACAAAGGUGUCAGGAUGGUGUUCGAGUGCAACGGGGACCCCACCUUGUACGCCGAGUUCGUGGGCCAGGGCGACGUCAUGGACGGCGACGUGAAGAAGCGGCUCAUCACGUCUCUGAGCGCCGCCGUCGAGGGCAAUUUCGGAAUUCCGAACACUAGGACUUUCAUUAAGGUUUAUGACACUGUUUGGGGUAAGAAGAUUAUGAACUCUAAAUUGUAGUGGACACAAGUUAUAAAAUAUAUAUGUUGUACGGCCUCUUUAAAUAAGUGUUGUUGUUUUUCCUCCUUGAAAUGUUCUUGUUUUGUUACUUGGGGAUGUUUUGACAUUCAAAGCCUUUGUAAACUUUGGAAAAAUGAGUGUUUUGUUGUUCUUAUCAUAUCAUAUUUGUCUCAAUAUGAGUUCAAGUCUGUCUCUGCUUGGGUAAUGGGU